Erigeron canadensis is the source of this 2807-nucleotide messenger RNA. Its product is annotated as SET and MYND domain-containing protein 4. The transcript has 15 exons. The coding region runs from base 70 to 2394 and encodes 774 amino acids. NCBI's taxonomy places the organism in Eukaryota, Viridiplantae, Streptophyta, Magnoliopsida, Asterales, Asteraceae. Gene Ontology annotation, molecular function: protein binding. The record is from RefSeq and is a predicted model, not a curated record.
GUGGGAGUGAGUGAGGGUUUUAUUCUUUAACCCCAAUUCUCACAAAAUAGUAAAUAAAAAAUAACAAAAAUGGAGAAACUGAAAUCAAGAAUUCCAGAAACCCUAAUUCACUCAAUUUCACAAAGCAAUCCAAACACACUCCCAAACACUUGUUCAUCUCUCCAUGAUUUCCUCAAUCAAUUACCCCUUUUUCACCAAAUGAUUGAAGAUUUAGUUCACAAAGAAACAUCACUGUUUCUUAAAAACAAACAAUCUGCGUUAGAAUUUAAGCUUAAAGGAAACAAUUCCUUUACUAGUGGAGAUUACCCAAAUGCUUUGAGAUUUUACUCUCAGGCUUUACGAGUUGCUCCAACGGAUGUGGAGGAUAAGGGAAAAAACCUGGUGGCUACGUUAUACGUAAAUCGCGCAGCUGUAUUGCUGAAAAUGGGUCUUGUUAAGGAGUCUCUGCGGGAUUGUAAUCGCGCUCUUGCAGUAUGUAAAAGUUACUCAAAGGCAUGGUAUAGAAGGAGUAAGGCAAACACUUCUAUGGGAAAUUUUGAUGAUGCCGUUUGUGAUUUGAAAGUUUCACUAUGCACGGAGCUCUCUGUAAGUGGAAAGCGGCAGAUAGAAGGCGAACUUAAACUUAUCUUAGCUCAACAUCACCGGAAAGACUCCUCGCCGGAUGUACCUAUAUAUGACGAGUCUAACAUCCUUGAUCAGCUACCACAAAUCCAAUUGCAGUGUGUUUCUACAGAAUCAAAAGGGAGGGGCAUGGUGUCUUUGACAGACAUACCUCAAACUACUUUGCUUCAUAAAGAAGAACCACUUGCUGCGAUAGUAUCGAAGCAUUGUCGGGAGACUUAUUGCCAUUUUUGCUUUAUUGAACUACCAGCCGAUACCGUUCCAUGUCCAUCAUGUUCAAUGGCUUUAUAUUGUUCUAGACUCUGCCAGUUACAUGCUAGAGGAUAUGAUUCACACACGAAUAUGAAUAAUCAUGGAAAAAUUGGUGUUGAUCUGUCUCGUGAUCUUGAGAAGUAUGUUGCAAGUGUCACUAGAGAUACGGUUGAUGUUAUGCAUAACAAGCAAACUGUCGAACAUAAGCAUGAAUGUGGAGUAAAUUGGUCUGCCGCGUUACCAGCCGAAGUUGUUUUGGCUGGUAGAGUUAUAGGGAAGUUCAUAGAGGAGCAUAGGCAUAUUGGUGAAUCUUCCUCUAUUGUGAGUUUGGAGCUUUGUCACAAUUAUCUACAACUUGAUCCAGAAUCCAAACUGGAGCUGCACAUAUCUUCCAUCGUUCUUUUGAAGUGUCUUCACAAGUUUUAUGGCUCGGAUGUUUCAUUAAAAGGGGACACUAUUUCACAGUGCGUCUUACUUCUCUCACAACUGAAUGUGAACUCUAUGGCAAUUGUUCGUAUGAGAUCUGCUGAUACAGUUGGUCUACCAAGCUCAAUAGGGAAUCAUACAACUACUGCUGUUGAACAGGUCAGGGUUGGUCAAGCUAUUUAUUUAGGUGGAAGCUUGUUCAACCAUUCUUGUCAGCCGAACAUUCAUACAUAUUUCUUUUCUCGGACCCUAUAUAUACGAGCAAUAAAUUUUGUGACUGCUGGGCAUCCACUGGAGCUCUCUUAUGGGCCGCAGGUUGGCCAAUGGAGUUGUAACGAACGCAAGUCAUCUUUGAAAGAGCAAUAUGGCUUUGUAUGUUCGUGCACGAGCUGUUCACAAUUGAAUAUAUCUGACCUUUUCAUAAACUCUUUCCGGUGUGUAAAUCCAAAUUGCCCUGGUGUAAUCAUGUAUAGUUCCGUGGUCGAUUAUGAAAAUCAGAAAGUCAACCCUUUUCUUUGUGGUUCACAACGGCAGGUUGAUCGAUUUGAGCAUGAUGAGGUCAAAAGAGUGGCAAGCCUUUUGUGUCAAGACACUACCUCGGCUAAUUGUAUUAAACCUGGGGUUUGUUUGAGCUGUGGUACUUACCGUGACCUGGAAGCUUCAAAUGCAGUAGUAGAAAAGGCAGAGAUCAGUAUAAGAAGGUUGAUGGAUUCAUUAGCUUCUGCUCAAUUGCCUACAAACAUACUUUCGAGUGCUGUAAGAUCUUUAGAUCUUCUGAAAUCAGUGUUGCAUCCAUACAACAAGAAAGUUGCUGAGGUAGAGGAUUACUUAGCGCAGGCGUAUACUUCAAUUGGAGAACUAAAACAGGCACGUGACCGAUGUCAAGCAUCCAUCAAGAUACUAGAGAAGCUUUAUGGCCAUGACCACAUUGUCAUUGGAAACGAGUUAGUGAAACUAGCAUCAAUUCAACUGUCUUUGGGAAAAUCUGCUGCUGGAGAAACCAUAAAUCUGAUCAAUUUGAUAUUUUCACGGCACUAUGGCUCAGAUGUAGAGGUCAUGUUCCCUCAUCUACAAUUCCUAAAGUACGGCCUCUAAAGUUGUUCAGUUGGACACAUACAGAUAGUUUCUAGUAGAGAUCUUUAUGUUUUUCUUCUUUUGAAUGGCUAAAAGAGGGUUGCAAUCCAGAGGACUUCUAGUAGAGAACUUAGUAGGAAUGCCUGUAUUAUCUCUUGUUUCAUCUCGUGAGUAUAGAUUAAACGAUUCAGUUUUGGCUAUGUUAUACCACUUUGUCAAACGGGAAAAAAUAGCUUAUAUGAAAAUCAUUAGAAGGGGUUACAGAUUGCUUAUAUAUAAGUUUACAUUUUAUACAGGGAAAAGUUGAUUAUUAAUGUAAUUAUAAAUUUUUUGCAGUAAUUAACACUUCAAUUUUAUUAACACCAAGUUUAUGUAAUGGAUACAAAAAUAUUCGUUUAGAACUGCAUACAAUAAAAACUGUACUCGUUUUGAUC